GGCGGCUUAGCCGCCCUCGCAGUUAGCGCGCUAGGAGAGAAGCUGCUACGCCCGCGACGCAAGAGAAGCUGCGCAGGAGACAAUGGCAGGCUCAGUGUUGGCGAUUCGGGCUCGGCUCGGUGUCUGGGGUGUGAGAGUCCUACAACCCCGAAGCUUCGGCUCGGACUCGUCAGAGAGCAUGGACACGGGCGCUGGCUCCAUCCGAGAAGCCGGUGGGGCCUUCGGAAAGAGAGAGAAGGCUGAAGAGGAUCGGUACUUCCGAGAGAAGACUAGAGAACAACUGGCUGCCCUGAAGAAACACCAUGAAGAUGAGAUCCAGCACCACCAUCAGGAGAUAGAGCGUCUGCAGAAACAAAUUGAACGUCAUAAGAAGAAGAUUAAAAGCCUGAGAAGUGAUCAUUAAAUGCAAUCAGUCACCCACAGAAUGGCUGUAUCAUUCCCCACUUCUAUAGAGACAUAGUUCUGAGUGAUUAAUAUUUUGAUCUGUGUGCUACUGACAGAUAAUAAAUUAUCACCAGUAAAUCAUG
This is a messenger RNA of Phodopus roborovskii (desert hamster), 527 nucleotides long. It is a transcript of the gene Atp5if1, whose product is annotated as ATP synthase inhibitory factor subunit 1. The transcript is spliced from 3 exons. Gene Ontology annotation, biological process: negative regulation of ATP-dependent activity. Bases 83 to 403 code for a protein of 106 amino acids. NCBI's taxonomy places the organism in Eukaryota, Metazoa, Chordata, Mammalia, Rodentia, Cricetidae. Gene Ontology annotation, cellular component: mitochondrion. The record is from RefSeq and is a predicted model, not a curated record. Gene Ontology annotation, molecular function: ATPase inhibitor activity.